Cylicostephanus goldi is the source of this 381-nucleotide messenger RNA. The record is from the annotation of a GenBank genome assembly. Lineage: Eukaryota; Metazoa; Nematoda; Chromadorea; Rhabditida; Strongylidae.
GGUAUGGCCCACGCCAAGAGAAAGACUCGAAAGCUUAGGGGUCAUGUGUCACAUGGACACGGUCGUAUUGGAAAGCACAGAAAGCACCCCGGUGGUCGUGGUAAGGCUGGUGGUCAACAUCAUCACAGAAUCAACCGUGACAAAUUCCACCCUGGUCUUUUUGGAAAGGUCGGUAUGCGAGUAUUCCAUCUGAACAAGAACCAAUAUUAUUGCCCGACAGUGAAUGUUGACCGAUUGUGGUCCUUAGUACCUGAACCAAUUAAGCAGCAAGCCAGCCCCGACAAAGCUCCAGUCAUUGACUGCGUGAAGGCUGGUUACUUCAAGUAUGUCCCUUGGGAUAUUCGGGUCUCCUUCGGUGCUGUUCUAAUAUCUAUCGAAUAG